Molecule: messenger RNA, 1932 nt
Organism: Gossypium raimondii (Peruvian cotton)
Lineage: Eukaryota; Viridiplantae; Streptophyta; Magnoliopsida; Malvales; Malvaceae
Product: zinc finger CCCH domain-containing protein 62
Exons: 9
Coding region: 101-1342 (413 amino acids)
Source: RefSeq, a predicted model, not a curated record
AAGUUAUAAAAAUUGUGAAGUUAUUAAAAUUAAAUUAGUAAGAAAAUUUGAUUCGAGUUUGCAGUCGUAAAUUUCGCUCUUCCGUUUGACUUCAAUCAAAAUGUCUGAUAAGAAAGGAAAAGCCAAACCUACUUUGAUUUCUCUCUCUUCUUCCGAGGAAGAAGACGAAACAGAAGAAGAAGAUGGUGACGAUGAUGAUUAUGAAGAUAAAAGCUUUUCCAGUUCCAGUGGAGAUGAAACUGAGGAAGAGGAAGAGGAAGAGGAAGAGGAAGAGAACGAUUCGGACGAUAAUGAUCGGACCGAGAACGACGAUUCUCUCUGCAAUGGAGUUAUCACUCUUCUCAAAGAAGGAGGUGACUUAGAAAGCUUGAGCUUGAAACAACUCAAAGCUUAUUUGAGAAACCAUGGCCUCCGAAUCACAGGCACUAAGGCAGUGUGUCAACAGAGAAUUCUUGAGCAUUGGAGAAUAAAAGAUGGGAGAGCUGAAGCCUUAUAUCCCAGGUCAUCGUUUUUCAUCAACUGUACUGGUGAUGUUUGUAAAGGAGAUGUUGUUUUGUUUACUCAGAAGGUUUAUAAGAAGUUCAAUAAAAUGACUAGGCGUGGAAAACUUCUGGGGAAGAGAACUAUUGCAGGAAGGGUUGUGAAGGAAAGCUAUGGCAAAGCCAAACAACAACACACAUUUACGGUUGAAGUAUUAUGGAGCAAGGGGAGUAAAAAAUUGCCUCCAUUAUUUCCUUUGCUUGUAAAGGGUCGAAACCUUUAUAAUUUGAAAACUUACAGACGGCAUUGGAGUGAUGAGGCCGAAAGAAAACAUGUACUUGCCGAGAAGCACAAACGAGGCAACGCAGCAAGACUGGUAAAAGCAAUGAAAAGAACGAGGAAGUGGUCUACUGAUGUUGGUACAAAAUGCCAAAAGCAUUCACAUCAAUCAAGACCAUCGAAAAAAAGAAAAACUACUGAACCAGACAGGGGAAAGAUUAAUAACCCACGAAGAAAAACCCCUAUUCCAAGGUGUCCAAGUAUGGGUAACAAUUACCAAGUGUCUUCUCCAGUUGGAAAAGUGAAAAAGAAGCAAAACUCAAGGUUAAGAGUCUCUAAUACCUCUUAUAGUUAUGAAAAGCCCGUUCAUUUUGCUAAAGAUACAGGUGCCUUUCAUCAUUCAUAUGCCGGUACUAUCCUAAAUCCAUAUCAACCUCAACGAAACUUUAACCACCAGAGUGCACCUCAUGGGUUUUCCAGCUAUAAUAUCGGAUCUACUUCAACAAUGGUAAGGUCAUUGCCCUUUAGACCUUAUGUAGAUCCAUGGACAAUACCUGCUUCUCAAAACCAGCAGUUCAACUGACAAAUACAGCCACCAUCCCAACUCAAAUCCUGGCUUUUGCAAUAGAUAAAGGAAUUUGAUCCAAUCUCCAGAUUUGAUGAAUGUUGACAGGCAGUUAUAAUACUGAUCACUUUCUGCAGUGAAGGCGUGUAAAUGGACGCAAAAUUUCUUUUGACUCAAUUUUCAUUAGGAUGCUACAGUGCACAAGCAACAGCUGGAAGUUACCUUCUCAGCAUGAAAGAUAAAUAGGAAACGAACAUCUUCUGCACUUUUCAUUCUAUGAAAUGGUAAUAUGGUUGAACAAUGCAAUUCUUUGCAUAUAUUUUGCGCACUUUUUAUGGCCACAAAUUUUUUUCUGUUGAUAUUUUAGUUUUACAGUGUAGAUUAAAUAUGUGAAGAUUUGCUUGACGGAUGGUUGAUCUAAACCGAUCAACUAUAACUCUUUGUAAGCAAUAUACUGAUAAUUUUGUUGUUUUAUAGCAGUUAGGCCUUAUUCAUGCCAAAGAUUAGGCAUUGAUAGCCACUGCUGAUGGUGACCCAUGGAGUUACCUGUUCCUGGAUAAGACUACUGAUGGCUGAGCUAUAUGCAUGUCUGUGUUUCGAAUUUUUUU